This is a messenger RNA of Symbiodinium sp. CCMP2456, 1281 nucleotides long. Lineage: Eukaryota; Dinophyceae; Suessiales; Symbiodiniaceae. The record is from the annotation of a GenBank genome assembly.
AUGGCCGAAGGCCUUUGGAACGAAUUGGGCAAAGGAGAGUGGGAUGCCUACUCGGCAGGUUCACGCCCCUCAGGCUAUGUUCAUCCCUUGGCGAUCCGAGCGAUGAAAGAAAUCGGUUUGGAUAUCGCAGGCUACGAAAGCAAGCAGGCCGCUGACUUUCAGCACCAGCCAUUCGACUUGGUGAUCACCGUGUGCGAUAACGCCAAGGAAGAUUGCCCCAUUUAUCCGGAAGCCAAAGAAACACUGCACUGGCCGUUUGAAGACCCGGCCGAUGCGACCGGUUCGGACGACGAGAAGAUGGUGACGUUCCGCCGAAUCCGUGACGAAAUCAAGGCGUUUUACGAAAUGCUGCUGGGGACUAAACCGAGCAAGACACGUCCACGCUACGCGAAGUUCGAACCCGUCGAUCCAUCGGUUAAUCUUUCGUUGAAUCAGAUCGACGAAGAGUUCCAAGUCGAACAAGGCUCGGCCCAUUUCGGUAUUCAAGUCAAAUCGGUUGCUGAAGUGCAUGCCGCUGCCGAUCGCUUCAAAGCGGCGGGAGCCAAAGUCAUGCAUGAAGAAGCAACGACGUGCUGCUACGCCGUGCAAGAUAAAGUCUGGGUCGCCGAUCCAGAUGGGCACAAGUGGGAGAUCUUCGUCGUGUUGGAUGCCGAUGCCAAAGACGAAACGGUAGAUCGCCAGGACGAGCAUCGAACCAAGGCUGUGCUGCAAAUUUAUAUCCCCUUCUAUCGGGAUCGAGAGAAACUGGAACGUGCCAUUGAAAGCGUUCAGCGGCAAACUUCGUCCGACGUACAGCUGACGGUGCUGGACGAUGCCAGCGAGACGUUUGCGGAUGGGGCAAACGAUUUCUGUGAGCAGUACCCCGACAUUCGCUAUUCCCGAAAUCCCCAGAACCUGGGAAUGGUCGGCAAUUGGAAUCGUUCGUUUGAAGAUGACAGCCCGAUGCUUUCGAUCUUGCAUGCCGACGACGAACUGUUGCCUGACUACGCCGAAGCGAUGCAAGACGCUGCGGCCAAGUACCCCGAAGCGUCGCUCCUUUUCUGUUGGGCGAAGAUCAUCGACGACAAGGGGCGGGAGCUAUUCUCCUUUCCAGACUACGUCAAGCGAUUCCUUUACUCGCAAAAGGGAGACGUGACGCUGGCAGGGGAAGAAGCGGUUGCCAGCUUGCUGCGUGGUAACUACAUCUUUUGCCCAACGGUGGCAUUUCAAGUUGAAAACCUCAACGGGAUACGCUUCGAUCCACGCUGGCGAUUCGUGCAAGACUUGGACUUCGUGUUGCGC